GAGCUGAAACUAUGGCGGCGUCCGCGUAGCUGUGAAACCAAAACACUGCCAAUAAAAUUAGACUUGUUUUUAUUUUCCGCGCUGAACCUUCAAAGUUACGACGGUUGUGCGCUUUUAUACUUGUGUUUGUUUAGCAAAAAAAAGAAGGUAAAAAGCAGUAGAAAUAGAAACAAGUCAUGGCCCUCCUUUUGAAUUAGCUUAGCCGACAGGCUAAAAAAACUGCCUUUUUUAUUCAUUCAGCAGCAGAUUCUCGUCUAAAAGCCAUUAACGGUUCAUAGCGGCGACUAACGCCAGCAGGAUGCCGGCCUUCCGACAAGUGGGAGAGAAGCAACUUCCAAACCCUGUUCUGUGUAUGGCAUGGUCUCCAAAGAGGGAUCUGAUUGCCCUGGCCAAUACAGCUGGAGAGCUGCUGCUACAUCGCCUGGCUAGUUUCCAGCGUGUUUGGAGCUUACCGCCCAGUGAGUGUACUGGGAAGGAGAUCACUGCACUUGCAUGGAGACCAGAUGGCAAAAUACUGGCCUUCAGUCUCGGAGACACCAAGCAGGUGGUCCUCUGUGGUGUUGAGAAAGCAGAGAUUCUUCACGUGUUUCCAGUGCAAAGUCCUGUAACCUGCAUGCACUGGAUGGAGGUGGUGGAGGAGAGCAGUGCCCUCAGCUCCUUCUACAACUCCGAAGAUGAAUCUAAACUUUUCCUUCCUAAAAUACCAACUCUCCCCAAGAGCUACAGCACAACUUCAAAGAUCUUCAGUGAAGAAAAGUCUGAUGAGAUACUCAAUCUCCUGGGAGAAGUCAGACUAAACAUACUUGUUCUUGGUGGGGAUGCUGGUUUUGUGGAGCUUUAUGCAUAUGGGAUGUACAAGAUUGCUACUCUCGGCGGGGUUUCCGGAACAUGUCGCAGUCUGAGUCUGUCCAGCGAUCUCAAGUCCCUAUCUGUCAUCACAGAGGUCAGGUCUGCUGACAGCAAUCCAGAGAUCUGUUACAUUCAGCUGGACACGGGCUUGUUGUCAGACUGUUUGCCUGAGGUCACCAGGAUGGCACGCAAGUUCACCCAUAUCUCCACCCUGGUGCUUUACCUGCACCUCUCUCUUACCUGUAUGUGCGAAGCAUGGGAAGACAUCCUCAUGCAGAUGGAUCUUCGCCUCACUAAGUUUGUUCAGGAAAAGAAUACAAGUACACAAGUUCAGGAUGAAUUUCUGGAGCUUCUUCUGUGGGGACAGUCUAGCCCUGAACUCCAGGCUCUUCUGAUGAACCAGCUGACUGUCAAGGGUCUGAAAAAGCUUGGCCAGUCCAUUGAUUCGUCUUAUUCCAGCAUCCAGAAGCUAGUGAUCAGCCACCUGCAGAGUGGCUCAGAGGCUUUGUUGUAUCAUCUCAGUGAAGUGAGAGGAAUGUCCCUCUGGAAGCAGAAGUUUGAGCCCCUCGGUUUGGAUUCAGCUGCUAUAGAGGGUGCUAUCACAGCUGUAGGCUCCUUCUCUCUCAAAGCCAACGAACUUCUGCAGGUGAUUGACAAGAGCAUGAAAAACUUCAAAGCCUUUUUUCGGUGGCUGUAUGUAGCAAUGCUGAGAAUGUGUGAGGAGCACGUACCACCAGAACUCAACAAGAUGACUCAGAAGGACAUAGCAUUUGUUGCUGACUUUUUGUCCGAGCAUUUCAGUGAGAAUGAGGAACUCUUUGAUCGCAAAGGGAAGUACUUCAAUGUAGAGCGAGUUGGUCAGUACCUGAAAGAUGAGGAUGAGGAUCUUGUGUCUCCACCCAACACUAAAGGGAACCAAUGGCUAAAGUUUUUACAAGAGAGCACACAUCUGAAGGAGAGUCCUUUGCUGUUUCCGUCAUAUCCUCAAAAAUCUUUGCACUUUGUCAAGAGAAUGAUGGAGAACGUGAUUGAGCACUGCCUACAGAAACCUGCAGAAGUCAUUGGGAACUCUGUGAAACAAGCUGUCUUUUUGCCCCUAUACACAGUACCCCAGAGUUCGGAAAACACUCCUCGACUUUUUGAACUUCCAUCUUUGUGGAACGACAAAAAAGCCAAAAUGCACUGUGUUGUGUUCUGCAUGCCAGACAUUUCUCCUGGCAAACUUUACCUGUUACGAAGAGGAACAGACCCAAACAGGCAUAUCUCAAACAGUGUCAUGUCAUUUGACCUCAGCCAUCUUCUUGACAGUGAGACCAAUGGCAGUGCUGCUGACCGGUCUGAUUUUGUUUACAGCUGCCUGGAUGCUCGUUUCUAUGACGAUGACAUUUUGACGGUUGUCUUGCAAGAACUGGAGGAACAGAACGGCAGGCGUCUCCUGGCUCAGCUUCCUCUUGCUUCCAGCUUGAACUGUGAAACUGAAUUUAGCUGGGAGCCCAACCUGAGACUGGACCAGCAGAGCAGCACCAUCCCCUGCCAGUCUGUAGUGCUGGGGAAUCAGUGGCGUGAACUGGAAAACAUGAAGGCUCAGUUUGUAGCCGUCAAUGGAAUCCGCAAAGUGGCCUGUGUGCUAAGUGCCAAUCUGAGACACAUACGUGUCUUUGAGAUGGAUGUAGAAGAUGAGGACGACGAGGGAGUUGACUCACAGAACGCCAGUGCUGACCAGGAUGGGCUGGACACUACAACAACCAGCCAGGAGCCUGGACCGGAGACCUUUUAAGCUGCAGGCAAUGCUGGAGAACAGGAAGAUGUGUUUCAAAAAAACUGAGGACCAGCUAGAGUCAGAGGAAGCCUUAAAACUCCCACGAGAAAUUAAUCAGUAAUCUCUUGCCAAAAUAAAGGACUGGCUUUAUCUUCAGUCGAUGAUGAUGGGUAUUACUUUUUUUUACAGCACUCUGAACAUUACUCUUUGAAAAUAAAAUAUUGUUUUGUUAAUAA
This is a messenger RNA of Cololabis saira (Pacific saury), 2844 nucleotides long. RefSeq names its product anaphase promoting complex subunit 4 (gene anapc4). The transcript is spliced from 28 exons. The record is from RefSeq and is a predicted model, not a curated record. Gene Ontology annotation, biological process: anaphase-promoting complex-dependent catabolic process; protein K11-linked ubiquitination; positive regulation of mitotic metaphase/anaphase transition. Gene Ontology annotation, molecular function: protein binding. Gene Ontology annotation, cellular component: anaphase-promoting complex; nuclear periphery. NCBI's taxonomy places the organism in Eukaryota, Metazoa, Chordata, Actinopteri, Beloniformes, Belonidae. The coding region runs from base 299 to 2626 and encodes 775 amino acids.